This is a messenger RNA of Gopherus evgoodei (Goodes thornscrub tortoise), 2402 nucleotides long. RefSeq names its product zinc finger protein 271-like. The coding region runs from base 366 to 2024 and encodes 552 amino acids. The transcript has 7 exons. Gene Ontology annotation, molecular function: RNA polymerase II transcription regulatory region sequence-specific DNA binding; DNA-binding transcription repressor activity, RNA polymerase II-specific. The record is from RefSeq and is a predicted model, not a curated record. Gene Ontology annotation, cellular component: nucleus. Gene Ontology annotation, biological process: negative regulation of transcription by RNA polymerase II. NCBI's taxonomy places the organism in Eukaryota, Metazoa, Chordata, Testudines, Testudinidae.
CGCAAAACAGCACAAGAGCGCAGAUGAGUCCAAAGCUCGUAUACGUCAAGCCAAAGGACAAAACAAAAGAUCCCGACGGGUACAAAGGGUCCAAGAGGAGCUGCCCAGUUUACCCCUCGCUCAAUAUCCCGAGGAGCCCAUGGUGCUAGACGCCAUGGAAGACGCCGCUGAGACGCAGAAAAUAUAUUCUGCCAGAGAUGUGCUGCAGUGAUACCUUUUGCCCACCUGGGUCUUCUGUGGUGCCAGAACAGAGAGCAGCUGCUCUCAGGCACAAGCGACUCCUGCUGUAGAUCGGGAAGAGAAGAGGCUCAGUUCCUCACAGUGUCCUAACUGGUGCCAGGUCAGGAGGCACUGGCUAUGAGUGGAUGGACAGCGCAGAAGCCAUCGUCUACAUGGUAUUUUGUUUGUCUCCAGGAAAACUUCUUUUGUGGAUUGAAGCAUUCCAAGAUGCACUGUUUCCCAAGUGCUUCCUGAUCAGAAUGUCCAGCAGAAUGGGAUCAUGGUCCGUGACUAAUGCUACUAAAUGCUACAGUAAUAGAAAUUAUAAUAAUGGGUUUCCAGUUUCCAAACCUGAUGUCAUCUCCCAGCAGGAACAAAAGGAAGAGCCGUUUUCCCCAGAUCUCCAGACCUCAGUAGAAAGAGAGCUCCUGAGAGGCAGGAGUACAGAUGAUGGGAUCGUGAAUGAGACUGUGGAGCAGAAUCCCCUGCAGGAAGAUGAUGAGAAAGGGGAAUUACAUGGGGUGUUACUGCAAAGAUGCAAAGGGAAUGUGUCCAGGAGUUGUGAGCAGGAAAAAACCUGUAAGAAUCGGUACAGGCCAGCGAAGCAGCAGGGAAACCAGCCAAUGCAGAAAAUUGGUCGAUCUGUUCAUUAUCAGGGAACUCAGAAAUGCCACAAGAAAACCAUGGCCCAGCAGAUUAUCCUCACGGGUGAGAGAAAUAACACAUGCGCUGAGUGUGGUAAAAAGUUUAAUAGGCUCCCACUCCUGAUUAUCCAUCAGAGAAUCCACACAGGGGAGAAACCCUAUCGAUGCUGUGAGUGUGGGAAAACCUUUGCGCAGAGUUCAGCUCUUAUUCAACAUCAGAGACUCCACACCGGGGAGAAACCCUAUCGGUGCUGUGAGUGCGGGAAAACCUUCACUCAGAGCUCAGCUCUUAUUCAACAUCAGAGACUCCACACUGGGGAGAAACCCUAUCGGUGCUGUGAGUGUGGGAAAACCUUUGCUCAGAGCUCAGCUCUUAUUCAACAUCAGAGAAUCCACACGGGGGAGAAACCCUAUCGUUGUGAGUGCGGGAAAACCUUCAAUCAGAGCUCAAGCCUUAUGAAACAUCAGAGAAUCCACACAGGAGAGAAACCAUAUCGAUGCUGUGAGUGUGGGAAAUCCUUCACUGAGCAGUCAAGCCUUAUUAAACAUCAGAGUAUCCACACAGGAAAGAAACCCUAUCGAUGCUGGGAGUGUGGGAAAUCUUUCUCUCGGAGUUUAUCCUUUAUUCAACAUCAGAGAAUCCACACCGGGGAGAAACCAUAUGAAUGCUAUGAGUGUGGGAAAACCUUCACUCAGAGCUCAAACCUUAUUAGCCAUCAGAGGAUCCACACAAAGGAGAAACUCUAUGAAUGCUUUGAGUGCGGGAAAAUGUUCACUGAUCGUUCACACCGUAUUAGCCAUCAGAGGAUCCACACAGGGAAGAAACUCUAUGAAUGCUUUGAGUGCGGGAAAACAUUUACUGGUACUUCAAACCUUGUUAGCCAUCAGAGGAUCCACACAGGGGAGAAACCCUAUCGAUGCUGUGAGUGUGGGAAAAGCUUCUAUCGGAACUCAGCUCUUUUUCAACAUCAGAGAAUCCACACAGGGGAGAAACCCUAUCGAUGCUGUGAGUGUGGGAAAAGCUUCUCUCGGAGUUCAGCUCUUAUUCAACAUCAGAAUAUCCACACAGGGGAGAAACCCUAUCGAUGCUGUGAGUGUGGGAAAACCUUUGCUCAGAGCUCAGCCCUUGUUACACAUCAGAGGAUCCACACAAGAGAGUGACCCUGUGAAUGUUAUGAAUAUGCCAGGUUCUUAUAUCAGAACUCAGGCUUUAUUUAGCAUUAGAGAUGCUGCAAGGGAGCUAGAGACUAUACAAACCCUGUCUAGAGAUGAGAAAAGAUUGUUUUCCUUUUGCUAAUUCCCACAUAGUAAAAUUUAAGGCCUCAUUUGUGUCCCUGUGAUCUUUCAGUUCCCCCAGCUGAGUUGUCUGCUUUUCUCUUCUGUAGCACAUCCUGUCUUGGGGAAAAUCUCAUAGUCUUCAUGAUCAUCUGCUUUGUUCUAUGUCAUGGAAGUGUGUCCCUCAAACAAGAAUAACAAGGAGUCCGGUGGCACCUGAAAGACUAACAGAUUUAUUUGGCUAUAUGUCAGACACAAAGUGGG